Molecule: messenger RNA, 1629 nt
Organism: Aspergillus chevalieri
Lineage: Eukaryota; Fungi; Ascomycota; Eurotiomycetes; Eurotiales; Aspergillaceae
Product: putative chromate ion transporter
Exons: 4
Coding region: 1-1629 (542 amino acids)
Biological process (GO): chromate transport
Molecular function (GO): chromate transmembrane transporter activity
Source: RefSeq, a predicted model, not a curated record
AUGCUUGUCGUUCUGAUCGCAGACCGAACAUUUCGAAUGAUCAGAAACAAUAUGCUGCUCCCGCCGCCACUUUCGCGGUGUCUGUCUUCCCUCACCUCAUUAAUUCGGAAAUUGAACAACCGCAGGGAAUCGAGAGAGUGUGAUGGGAUGCGAAAAUCUUUAUUAAGUCGCUUGGUCGACGUCUUUCUGCGCACAUGGGAUCUAGGUUUCACUGCCUUUGGAGGGCCACCGGUGCACUUCCAGAUUCUGCAUGCCAGGUUUGUGGAAGGACAGGGCGGCAAGGAAAAAUGGGUUGAUGAGCAGACGUAUCAAGAACUCUUUGCUAUUUGUCAGGGUCUACCGGGUCCCGGUAGCACGAAGAUGAUUUUCUGUCUGGCCCUUCUACACGCAGGAUUCAUACCCGCUAUGCUUGUGUUUUUCAUUUGGAGUCUUCCCGGCGCAAUUGGUAUGUAUGCGCUCUCGCUCGGUGUCCAGAACAUCAGUGAAACGCUUCCCGAAGCGGCGUACUCCCUACUCUCUGGCCUUAAUGCUGCCACAGUAGGAAUCGUUGCUCUUGCGGCUGUACAGCUGGCCGAGAAGGCUAUUCGCGAUCAACUAUCCCGAAUUCUUGUGAUCUUUGGCGCAUGUGCUGGUCUCUGUUACAAUGCACUGUGGUAUUUCCCUGUUCUGAUGAUCAUGGGCGGUUUUCUCACAGCCUUAUGGGAUGGAUGGCUAUAUCAGCAAAUCGGGAGAGCAAAGAUUGCUUGGAAGAAUAGACAUGUUCAUCCACAGGGGCCAGAACUGACAAAUAGCAAUCCCACAGAUGUGGAGUCUGUACCCCUCGAGGAAACCAGAGUGCAAAGAAGUGAGACAACGCGAUCGAGGAAGACAGAUCCUGGAAAUGGAGGACUGCCACAAACCUCAGUUGAAGCUACAAGGCCAACACAAUCCAAUGAAAAUCCUUCGCAACAGCACAUUAUUCGGAUCAGGGUUGGCCUUGUGAUCAUGGGUCUUUUCUUUGCUUCCUUCAUCGGGAUCCUUGUUGCCCGAGACCAGCUUGCCAACCCGCCGCUGACAAUGGACCUCUUUGCCAAUAUGUACCUCGCUGGCACUGUUAUCUUCGGUGGAGGCCCUGUUGUCAUUCCCCUUUUGCGCUCUUACGUCGUCGAUCCUGGAUGGGUCUCCAGUAGAGACUUCCUGAUUGGCCUAGCCAUCAUCCAAGCCUUCCCCGGUCCUAACUUCAACUUCGCUGUCUUCUUGGGGGCGCUGGCACUACAAAAUUCACGCUUUCCAACCAUCCUGGGUGCGAUCCUCGGUGGUUUAGGAAUAUUUUUCCCGGGCAUCACGCUUGCCGUUGCAAUCCAGAGCUUCUGGCGAGUAUUGCGGAGGAGGAAAUACGUGAUCGACUUUCUAAGAGGAGUGAAUGCCACUGCAGUUGGGUUGGUCUUUACAGCUGUGUACCGGUUGUGGGAAAUUGGAUACCUGACCCCUGAAAGGAGCGAUGGACAGAGUCUCGCAAAGGAACCGUGGUGGGUGGUUGUUGCAGCAGUGACAUAUUCAGGGAGUGCAUGGUUCAAAGUGCCUCCCGCCAUUGCAAUUAUAAUGGGGGCUGUUUUGGGCUUAUGCUGGUUUGGAGUUGUGGGGCGGUAA